AUGAGUAGGGGUAGGGGUAGGGGUAGGGGUUCUGGAGACAAGGACGAUGAGAAGAAAAAGGCUGAUGAGAAGAAGAAGGCUGAUGAGAAGAAAAAGGCUGAAGAGAAGAAAAAGGCUGAUGAGAAGAAAAAGGCUGAUGAGCAACACCGCAAGGAAGCGGAGCAAGGGCAAAGACCGAUUCCUCAGGGGAAUUUUGCGGUGACAUCCUCUGGGAAGUUUGGAGCACCAAAAGCACCACCCAGCUAUAUGACAUCCUCUGGGAAGUUUGGACCACCAAAAGCAGAACCCCGCUAUAUGGGUGAGCAAAAGAAUAUCUCGGUUGAUUCAGCGUUCAAGACGGCCAGCUCAGUGUACAAGUCUAAGACUGGGCCUCCUGAUUAUGCCCAUGGACCCAAGAAACCCGCCGUGGACCCAUUCUACAACCUGAGCCAGGGCUCUAUUGAAACAGGAGCAAAACUGAAACCGGCUCCCGACAGCUUCCACGGCAACAGCCGCCUGGACAGGACACACAGCGAACUCAACCUCCACGUGCCUUCCAGCAACCCCUACCUAGAUACGAGCAAGGUUACGCUGAAGAGUAUGAUCCACAUCCCCGUCAAGGACAUGUCCCCCAUCAAGCUGCUACCUAUGGUUCACUGCAAGGCUCAUAUUCCUAUGACACACAGCAACCCGAAUAUGACGCACGCGAAGCAUAUCCAGAACCUCCUCGUCGACGACAGACAGACCCAAGUUCGGACAUGUCCGCGGCUGUCACUCGUCCUCUUGAGACUCUGA
Molecule: messenger RNA, 774 nt
Organism: Alternaria triticimaculans
Lineage: Eukaryota; Fungi; Ascomycota; Dothideomycetes; Pleosporales; Pleosporaceae
Exons: 4
Coding region: 1-774 (257 amino acids)
Source: RefSeq, a predicted model, not a curated record